Messenger RNA from Ruditapes philippinarum (Manila clam), 9708 nucleotides. Its product is annotated as fibrillin-1-like. NCBI's taxonomy places the organism in Eukaryota, Metazoa, Mollusca, Bivalvia, Venerida, Veneridae. Bases 36 to 9044 code for a protein of 3002 amino acids. The record is from RefSeq and is a predicted model, not a curated record. The transcript has 61 exons. Gene Ontology annotation, biological process: cell-matrix adhesion. Gene Ontology annotation, molecular function: calcium ion binding.
UUUGUGAAAAGCAUACUGUGCCUCUUCAUGGUACUAUGGAUGAUUCUGCCGGUAAUGAAUACAACUCUGCAGUGACAUUUACCUGUAAUGAGGGCUAUCUUUUGGUUGGUGAAAAAACUAGUACUUGUGGAGACGAUGGUGAUUGGAGUAGUGAGCCACCAACUUGCGAGAAAAAAUCGGACGUUGGAGGAACUUGCCUUAGUAAAGAAUACUGUUUGAUGGCCGAUUCAUUGUGUAUCAACUCAGUAUGUAAAUGCCUUACAGGAAUAUAUGACAGCAAAUCAAAGAUAUGUGAUAAAAUGCCACUGUUACCUUACGGGACUGAUGAAGGAGAUCACUUUAUAUCAAACACUGAUGUUUGUGGACCUGAUAUAUCUUUCCUACCCGGAAUGCCUGUGUCUGGUUCAAUGCGAAAACAUUUGUUUGUAUGUUCCUAUGGCUUUGUAAGCUUUGACAACAAGUAUACAAACCCGACCCCGCCAGAAAAUACAAACAGCAUUGUGACAAACGGCGAGGAAACCAUCAUAGCACCAUUUUAUGGUCCCAUUGAUAAAAGAACAUCAGGCCCUGUUUACUUUAGAUCAUAUGAUAUCUUGAACUCGUAUGACAAAAUGAAAGAGGAUGAAGAAUUGAUAUCUUACAUAGAGAAUAUUGUGAUAAAGUUUGGGGAUAGGGAAACAUUUGAUGCCAGCUUUGUAAUGAUAGCUACCUGGCAUGAAGCUAGAACAACAGUUGCAGGAUUUGAUUCUACAAAGAAAUCCACAUUCCAAGCAGUACUAGUAUCAGACGGAAAGUCAACGUACGUGUUUUAUAUUUAUGGACAUGGUUUAAUGAAUUGGCGACCAAAUGACUCGGAGUUCGCAUCAAACGUACCAAUAUGGGUUGGCCAUAAUGUUCAAAAUGUUGAUUCGGGAUUAUCAUUUUCACAUCCCUAUUCAUUCACCUCUCAAGCGCUACAACUAGACUCACAGCCUGAGGUGUCAUCAACAGAAGAUGAUGUUGCUGGACUUGUCUUUAAGCCUUUGCAUCAACUCGACAUGAAUCAUCAAAACGAUGCUGUUGAUUGUAUUAAUUGGUAUAACGCCAAUUAUGACAACAAGAAGAACAUAGAUUAUCUUGCAAGUCUUAUGCCAGAAUGUCCAUGUGAUAUAUGGCUCUCUCGUUUCGACCCUUGGUUUUGGAGAAUAGGCUUACAAAGAUGGCGGCGGGAUGUGAAUCAUAUCUGUGUUGAUAUGCUUCAUGCUGGAAAUUUUAGACAGUAUGGAAAAUCGUGUUGUUACGACGUUAAGACAUGGCUUUGGGUAUAUGAACGUCCCUUUGCAGGAGGAUUUCAACUUUACCACCCACGCUAUCCAUUACAACAUAUUUUGAAUGAUGUAAUCUACAAGACGAAAUGUUGUGUUUCCUCAAAUCAUUGCAACUUUUUCUAUGAGCUUAGACCAACUGGGUCGUGCUAUGCGUCCUCUCCAUAUGACUUUGGUACAUUUUGGGGUGAUCCACACUUUGUAACUUUAGAUAGAAAGAGUUUUACAUUCAACGGUCUUGGCGAGUAUACGUUAUUACAUGUUGACACCGAUAACUUUACCCUCGACAUUCAAGCAAGAACUGAAAGGGCACUUCAAAAGAAUGGUAAACUAUCAGAUGCAACAGUCUUUAGCGCAUUUGCCGUGAAAGAAUCCUCAAAUGCUUCCCUCCAUGUUGAGCUUAAUAAAGCGAAAACAGGUAUGAUUAUUUACGCAAACAAAGCUGACAUUACUAGCCAGUUCUAUGCAAAUACUGAUCCAGAAAAUCCAUUUGUUUAUAUUACUGAGGAACCGUCCGGAGGAGGGACUUUGAUUAUUUCAAAAAGGGAUGAUACUCUUAGCGUUUUAUUUCCAACAAGUGGUAUCUCUCUUAAUAUAUCCGUGAGCGUGGAAAUGCUUUCUUUAAACACCGGGGUGCCAAAGGUAUUACAAGGGCUGACGACUGGAUUGUUGGGAAACUAUGAUGGUAAUCCCGAGAAUGACUUUACAAUGCCAAAUGGAACUGUCCUCCAAGGAAAUCUUACGGAACGAGAGGUUUUUGAUUACGGAAAGACAUGGUCGAUCAAUUCAAAUGAUUCUGCAUUUAUUUAUGAAGACGGCCAGUCGCAUUUUGAUUUCCAUAAUGACUCGUAUAUUCCACGGUUUCUUGAUGAAGCUGAUCCUGACAAAAUAUUGGAAGCGGAAAAAGCUUGUAACGGCUCACAAAAUAUCGAAUGUAUUUUCGACCUCGUAUUUACUGAGAAAAUGGAAAUAGCUAAUCAAACAAGCAUCAUCAGAGGGGACUCAGACUCUACUACAGCUGAACUCGAAAUUACAGUACCAACACUUUCUGGAUGUGAGGACAUAUAUGCUACGAAAGGUCAAAAUGUAAACUGCCGCAUAGAUUUUAAUUCUGGUGAUGAAGUCUACUUCAUAGAAAACAGUGUUGAUGCAAAGAUAAAUAUUUCAUCUUCAUCAGUCACAUACUUCCAAAAAAGCGAUGACCCUGUGAAGAUUCGCAUCGCAACGAAAAACAAACAUGGUCGCUCAUCACCAAGUUUCGUGUUAAAUAUCGUUCUUUGUACACUGUGUAAUGGUCAUGGCGUGUGCAGCAAUAAAGCACGUGAGGAUAAAUUUGGUGUAGACAAUUUUAAAUAUGCCAAAUGUAUUUGUGAGCCGGAAUAUCAAGGAGACGAUUGUGAGAAUGAUUUUGACGGAUGCGCAGCAAAUCCAUGUUCACUACAAAGAACUUGUCAGUCUCUUACAGCUGACGAGCAGAAAAAACAAAAUAGGACAUAUACUUGUGGACCGUGCCCAAAAGGUUAUACAGCAGAUACCGAAUACGAAUGCAAAGAUGUUGACGAAUGUGCAGAUAAUGAAGAUAUUUGUGAUCAAGUCUGCACUAACACAGAAGGAAGUUUUGAGUGCUCGUGCAGAGGUGGUUACAAGGUGGAUAGUGAAAACAAAAGCAAAUGUAAAGACAUCAAUGAAUGUGACGUAGCCUUACAUAAUUGCACGCAUGAAUGUGUGAACAACGAAGGAGGAUUCUCGUGUCAAUGUUUUACAGGGUUCAAAUUUGAUUCUUCUACAUGGACAUGCAUAGAAACUUCCGAUGAGGGAAGUUGCACAAACUCAGAAAAGAAAGCCUGUAUUGGCACAAGUGGCUGUAGGAAAAUUGAUGGAAUGCCUGAAUGUUUCUGUACUGACGGAUUUGAACUCGACAAAACUAAAACAAUUUGCAAAGACAUAGAUGAAUGCUACCGAGGUGUUUGUCCACAUGACUGUGUUAAUACAAAUGGAAGUUUUGAGUGUGUUUGUUUCACCGGAUAUAAGCUUUACGGUUCGACUACUUGUAAAGCUUGUGCCAUUCCUUAUUGGGGAGAAAAGUGUGCAAACAAAUGUGUCUGUACAGGCCGUGGUGCAGAUAGAUGUGACCCAGUUAAAGGUUGUAUGUGCAAACCUGGUUGGCAGGGAGAAAAAUGUGAUAAUGACAUUAAUGAAUGUGUUGAAACAGUUGAUCAAUGUGACGAUCCAUUGAAAACAUGUGUCAAUAGUCUAGGUUCUUACACAUGCUCUUGUCGCUCUGGAUAUCAACUGACAGAUGAACAAAAAUGUGAAGACAUAGACGAAUGCACUGAUCCGCAGCUCAAUGAUUGUGAGCAGAAUUGUACCAACACUGUGGGAAGUUAUUCCUGCAAAUGCAGAGACGGAUAUACAAGGCUAAAUGGAACAUCCUGCACAGAUGUAGACGAAUGUGCAUUGGGUUUGGACAAGUGUGAGCAAAGAUGUAUAAAUAAUCCGGGUUUUUAUUCAUGCUUCUGUCAUUUUGGGUACUCUCUCAAUGAUGACAGACGUACUUGUGCUAAAUUGUCUGAUCCAUGCUUGAGUAUCAAUAACCUGACAUGCUCACAUUUCUGUGUGUUGGCAAGUGAAGAUGCAUCGUGUGCUUGUAUGAAAGGUUUCAAUCUGGAUUCUGAUAACGAAACGUGUUCAGAUAUAAAUGAAUGUGAUAGUGAGGCCGACAAUAAAUGUCAUACAAAUGCUACGUGUACAAAUACAGCUGGGUCGUAUAAUUGCGAGUGUCCAGUGGGAACACAACUUGAAAAUGACGGCAGAACUUGUUCAGAAUGUGAUGACUAUCACUAUGGCAAGAAUUGUGUGCAUGAAUGCAGCUGUCUUAAUGGAUAUUGUAAUAAAAUAAAAGGUUGUGUGUGUCAACACGGAUGGGUUGGUGAUAAAUGUGACAUCGAUAUCAACGAAUGUGAAACAGGACAAAUCUAUUGUGCUGCCCAAAAUACGAUGUGUGUAAACCUUCUGGGGAGUGCUACAUGCUUAUGUCAAACCGGAUAUGAAAAUAGCACUGGGAAAUGUUUGGAUAUCGAUGAGUGUUCUGAUUUACUGCUGAACUCAUGUGACCAACAGUGCAUGAAUACAAACGGUAGCUUCACAUGUAGCUGUCACAAAGGUUUUCAACUUAAAAAUGGAAAAUGUACAGAUGUCAAUGAAUGUACAAGUAAACAUGGUUGUGGUCAAAUUUGUGAAAACACCGUCGGCAGUUAUUUAUGUUCAUGUAAUGAAGGCUUCAAGCUUCAGUUGUCUGAUAGAAAAACUUGUAGACCGGAGACGGAAUGUAAUGAAUACGGAAGCAAUACUUGUACCGCUCAUGCGUCAUGUUACGUAAAUAAUGGGACAGUAAGUUGUACAUGUUCAAAAGGAUUUCAACUGAGUGGAAAUAGUUGCGAAGAUGUUGACGAAUGCAUGUCCAGUGUUCAGCCAUGUGAUCAACUAUGCAGUAAUAAUGCCGGCAGUUUUGUAUGCAGUUGUAAAACUGGGUUCCAGUUACAAGAAGAUAAAAUUACAUGCAAAGAGUGUGAAGCAUGGAAGUUUGGCAUUAACUGCCAAUCAGAUUGUACUUGUGACGAAUCAAACUCUGAACGGUGUGACCAUGCAACUGGAACGUGUGUAUGUAAAUCCGGUUGGGAGGGUAUAAAUUGUGAAGAUGAUGUAGAUGAAUGCUUAAAUGACACUGCUUGUCCAACUAAGUCAGCAUGUAUGAACUCAGACGGGAGUUACGUGUGUGAAUGUAACGACGGUUAUGUAAAGACAGGAGCUAAACGGUGCGAAGAAUGCGAUAGUCGCCAUUACGGAGAGGACUGCGCACGCGAAUGUACUUGCAAUAUUGAAAACACUGAAGAUUGUAAUCAUGAGACAGGCUCAUGUACUUGUAAUCAGGGAUGGCAGGGACUAGAUUGUGUAGAAGAUGUAAAUGAGUGUUCAAGCAACAGCAGUAUUUGUGAUUUUAAGGCUAACUCAGUGUGCCAAAACAAUAUUGGUUCAUAUAAGUGCAUCUGUAAAGAUGGUUUUCUGGAACAAAACGGGAUUUGCAUUGAUUUCAAUGAGUGCUUAGCUAAUGAGACAAAUACUUGCAAACAGAAAUGUUUAAAUUUACCCGGUAGCUAUGAAUGUGCAUGUUUCUCUGGUUUCCACAUGUCAGGAGGAGUUUGCCAAGACAUUGAUGAAUGUAAGAAGAACAACACAUGUGAUCAAAAUUGUAAUAACACAUACGGAAGUUUCAUCUGUUCAUGUGAGACCGGAUUUUAUCUAAACGUAACUGAUCAGACAUCUUGCGUUGCCUGUGAAGAAUGGACAUACGGAUUUGAAUGUGGACAUAAUUGUACUUGUAAUGUGCCGAAUUCUGAGAGAUGUGAUUCUAAAACUGGUGAUUGCAUAUGCGCCAAGGAAUGGAAGGGCUCUGAAUGCACCGAAGAUGUUGAUGAAUGUAUUGACGAAGGAAUAUGCCAGGACAAUUCAUACUGUGAAAAUUCUAAUGGAAGUUUCGACUGUUUAUGUGAAAUUGGAUACCAACUGACUAACGGCAACACAUGCAAAGAAUGCGACAAUCCGUAUUAUGGGAAAAACUGCAGCAAGGUAUGCGACUGCAUCCCUGAAGGAACACUUGAGUGUAAUCAUGUAAAUGGUAGCUGUACUUGCAGCCAGGGCUGGACCGGCGUGUUGUGUAAUGUCGACAUAGACGAAUGUGAACAAAAUAAAACAAUAUGUGAAUAUAAGGACAAUUCUACCUGCAAGAACGAAAAUGGUUCAUACAAGUGUUUGUGUAACGGCGGCCUUAGAGACGAGGAUGAUAUAUGCACCGAAUGCGAUAUCUGGAAAUUUGGAGCAAAUUGCGAAUCAGUGUGUUCAUGUGAUACAACAAACACUGAGCACUGUAACCCUGUCACAGGAUUAUGUAGGUGUAAGCCAGGUUGGAAGGGUACUAUCUGCAAGGAUGAUGAGAAUGAAUGUGAAAUCGACAUAUUUGUCAGAGUAACUCUACUUGUAAAAAUACGGUCGGAAGUUUUGGAUGUGACUGUAAUACAGGAUAUAUUGAGGCAAAUAAAGGAGUAUGCUCUGUCACUGUUCGGACACAAUUAUGAUACGAAAUGUAGCAGCUGGUUCUUUGGAGAUAAUUGCAGUAAAGAAUGUUCGUGUAAUAAAGAUAACACUGUCAUAUGUGAUCAUGUAACUGGUACUUGCACUUGUUCAAAGGGAUGGGCUGGUGACAAGUGUGAAAAAGAUGUAGACGAAUGUUUCAACAAUGACAGUCUUUGUGAUGAAAAGGCAAACUCUACAUGCAACAAUGGCAUCGGUUCUUAUUCAUGUGUAUGCAAUACUGGCUUCAAAGACGAUGAAAGCAACAAAUGUAAAGAAUGUAGCAGCUGGUUCUUUGGAGAUAAUUGCAGUAAAGAAUGUUCGUGUAAUAAAGAUAACACCGACAUAUGUGAUCAUGUAACUGGUAAAUGCACUUGUUCACAGGGAUGGGCUGGUGACAAGUGUGAAAAAGAUGUAGACGAAUGUUUCAACAAUGACAGUCUUUGUGAUGAAAAGGCAAACUCUACCUGCAACAACAUGGCUGGUUCGUAUUCAUGUGUAUGUAAUACUGGCUUCAAAGACGAUGGAAGUAACAAAUGUGAAGAAUGUAGCAAAUGGUACUUCGGGAAUGAGUGUGUCACAGAGUGCACGUGUGAUACAGACAACACUGAGUCGUGCGAUCAUGUUACUGGGAAAUGCACUUGUUCAAAGGGAUGGACUGGUGACAACUGUGAUAUGGACGUAGAUGAAUGUUUCAACAAUGGCAGUCUUUGUGAUGUAAAGGCAAACUCUACAUGCAACAACAGUGCCGGUUCGUAUUCAUGUGUAUGCAGUACGGGUUUCAAGGACAAUGGAAGUAACAAAUGUGAAGAAUGUAGCAAUUGGUACUUCGGGAAUGAGUGUAGCACAGAGUGCACGUGCAAUAGAGACAACACCGAUGCAUGUGACGACGUUACUGGUACUUGCUCUUGUUUAAAGGCAUGGACCGGCGAGAACUGUACGAUAGAUGUAAAUGAAUGCUUAAAGAACGAUAGUCUUUGUGAUGGAAAAGCAAACUCUAUCUGUAACAACACAAUUGGUUCAUAUAAUUGCCUAUGCAAUAUAGGGUUCAAGGACAAUGGAAAUAAGUGCGAAGAAUGCAGUAACUGGAACUACGGGAAUGAAUGUAGUUCCGAAUGCACAUGCAAUAAAGAUAACACCGACACGUGUGACCAUGUUACUGGUGAUUGUACAUGUUUUAAGGAAUGGGCAGGAGAAAACUGUGAUAUAGAUGUAGAUGAAUGUUUAAACAACAAAACUCUUUGUGAUAUAAAGGCAAAUUCUACCUGCAACAAUACCAACGGUUCAUAUAACUGUGUAUGCGAUACUGGAUUCGUGGACGAUGGAAAAAACAAAUGUGAAGAAUGUAACAGUUGGCAGUUUGGACAUAACUGUAGCAUGGAUUGCGCAUGUAAUAAAGAUAACACCGACAUUUGUAAUCAUGUUACUGGUGAUUGCACUUGUUUAAAGGAAUGGACUGGCGAGAACUGUACAGUUGAUGUAGAUGAAUGUUUGAACAACAGCAGUCUAUGCGAUGGAAAGACAAACUCUACCUGCAACAACACUAUCGGUUCAUAUAUGUGCAUAUGCAAUACAGGAUUCCAGGAUAUCGAGAAUAACAAAUGUGAAGAAUGCACUGGGAACACAUAUGGCAAAAACUGCUCAGAGAUGUGUGGCUGCAACAUAACUAAUUCAUUAAAUGAGAACCAAGCAUGUGACAUAAUGACUGGACAAUGCAAAUGUAAAGCCGGUUGGUAUGGUGACAGCUGUAAUGAUGACGUAAAUGAAUGUGAAGAUAUAAGAAGCUGUUCGACUAUUAGUGAUACAACCUGUGUUAACACAUUUGGUUCUUUUCUUUGUGAUUGCCGAAGGGGUUUUACGAAAUCGUCUGACGGAGCCUGUAUAAAAGAGAGUUCGACGACAACUGCAGUUCCUGGCAAUUCGUUUAAGCAUUCACUCACAUUAGACUUCGACCUUCCAGCUGAUACCAAUUUACAAGCCGCUGACACAUAUAACGCAAUAAAAAAUGAAAUACUUUCUACACUGUUGAACUUCUACAAGACGUACAUUACUGGUUUGAUUGAUAUAAUAAUAAAUGAUAUAAGGAAUGGAAGUAUCAUUGCGGAUUAUACUGUUGUGUACGGGGAACUCAACGAGGACGAUGCUGCAAAUCUAACUAAAGCUGUCCUUAAUUUAGAACAGGGUACACAAUUAACAGUGUAUGGACAAAAUGUCAGUGUUACGUCAGCGAUGUAUAAGGAUCUGAAACCAUGUGAAUUGUACAAUGCAACUGUCGGCAGUUGUAAACAAGGCUACCGGUGCAGAGUUGAGAACAAUAUUCCUAUUUGCAGACUAGAAUAUGAAGACAAUGAGGUGAACUGGUCAAUUAUCAUUGGAUUAUCUGGCGCUGGAAUAUUUGUUGUUGUCAUGGUUGCCAUUACCAUUGUGUUUGUGCGCCAUCUGUCGAGGAAACAUAAAAUGAGGAAACAGGACAUCCGAAGGUCGAGACGAGCAGCCUAUUAUCGUGAUACACAUGGAAAUGUCUCAGAUGUGGACACGGUACAUCAGUGCGACAAGGUAACAACAUUGAAUACUUUCUUUUAUCAUUUUAACACUAAGCAUAAACCUAUAUAACCACUUGCCCCUCACCGCUGUGGGUUCGAAUCCCGACAGGGACUUUGGAUUCUUUCACGUGAGGAAGCUAUCCAGCUAGCUUACGGAAAGUCGGUGGUUCUACUCAGGUGCCCGUUCGUGCCUGAAAUAAUGUACGGAAGGGCACCUGAGGUCUUCUUCCACCAGUAAAGCUGGAACGUCGCGAUAAGACCUAUACUGUGUCGAUGUGACGUAAAACCCAAAACAAACAAACAAAUAAACCUAUAUAAACAGAUUCGAAAAUACCUCACGUGUAAAGGACUGUCGUUAUUUAGUAUUAAGUAAAAAGAAAUAUGAUUAUAUCAUAUAUUUAAAAAUCUUCAUGUUCACACCUGACCUGUAGAUAAUUCGCAUUUCGAUGGAUAUCGGCUCUUUCACAUUUCACGUUUAACACAAAAUAUACAAAUACACAUGUCUAUUGCAUAUGUACGUAUCUACUGAAUUUGUCUUUAUCUAUUCUAAAUGACUAGCUUCGGAUACCUUCCCUAAAAGAUGGACACCGCGUAAUUGGAGGGACCUUUUAACAGGACCUGCGAUGUUUAGACAUGCUGAAAACGAAUCUGCCUACAACGAACCGUAUUAUGGAUCCCAUGCUAGACCAACAUACAGCACUGAUGACAAACAUGACAACAGGUUCUAGAUACAA